This is a messenger RNA of Saccostrea echinata, 1809 nucleotides long. Its product is annotated as mannose-1-phosphate guanyltransferase alpha-A-like. NCBI's taxonomy places the organism in Eukaryota, Metazoa, Mollusca, Bivalvia, Ostreida, Ostreidae. The transcript has 12 exons. Gene Ontology annotation, biological process: biosynthetic process. The coding region runs from base 68 to 1363 and encodes 431 amino acids. The record is from RefSeq and is a predicted model, not a curated record. Gene Ontology annotation, cellular component: cytoplasm.
UUAUUGGGGUAUUCCAGGUUCCGUGUUGAAAUUUUGACGUGUAACAAAUAUUGCUUAUUUAGCAACCAUGAUUAAGACAAUAAUACUGAUUGGAGGACCAAUGAAAGGUACUCGUUUCCGACCAAUGUCGCUAGAGCUUCCAAAGCCCCUAUUUCCUGUUGCUGGGUACCCAAUAAUUUAUCAUCACAUUGAAGCCUGCAGCAAGGUUCCACAUAUGAAGGAAGUGAUACUGAUAGGAUUUUAUCAGCCUAAUGAUGCCUUAAACAAAUUCAUCAGUAGUGUCCAGCAAGAGUUCAAAGUCCAAGUCAGAUACCUACAGGAGUACACAGCCUUAGGGACAGCCGGGGGACUGUAUCAUUUCCGGGACCAGAUCCUGGCUGGGAAUCCGGACAGCUUCUUUGUGAUGAACUCGGAUGUUUGUGGGGAUUUCCCCCUCAAGGAAAUGUUAUCAUUCACAGUCCAAAAAGGGGGUGGAUCCCACUGUACAAUACUAGGCACGGAGGCAACAAGACAGCAGUCUUUAAACUAUGGUUGCAUUGUGGAGAACAAAAAUACUCAUGAGGUUUUACAUUACGUGGAGAAGCCCGAGACUUACAUUAGUACAGUCAUUAAUUGUGGGGUCUACUUGUUCUCCCCUGACAUUUUCUGUACCCUGGAGAAAAUCUUCAAGAAGAAUCAAGAGGACAACUACAAUUUCCAGACAGGAAAUGGGUGUUAUUCUGGCUAUGAUCCCAGCCUUCAGUUGAAUGAGAAAAUAAGAUUAGAGCAGGACAUCUUUGUUCCCAUGGCAGGUUCUGGGAAACUAUAUGUAUACCACACGGACAGGUUCUGGAGCCAAAUCAAAACCACAGGAGCUGCCAUUUAUGCAAACAGACAUUACUUAGCUCUAUACCAGGACUGGCACAAAGAGAGGUUAGCUAGAAAUGGGGAGCUGAAACCCCAGAUCAUUGGGGACGUAUACAUCCACCCCACAGCUGAUGUUCAUCCAACAGCUGUGCUUGGUCCCAACGUAAGUGUUGGUAAGCACGCUGUGAUAGGAGAAGGUGUGAGGGUCAGGGAAUCUAUCGUUCUUGAGGGCGCUGUUCUACAGGAUAACUGCUGUGUGCUGUACAGUGUAAUUGGCUGGAAUGUUACCAUAGGAAAGUGGACUCGUGUGGAAGGCACACCUAAUGACCCCAACCCCAACAAACCUUUUGCCAAGGUUGAUGUCAAGGAUACAUUCAGUCCUGAGGGAAAGCUCAAUCCAUCUAUCACUGUCAUUGGGAGUAAUGUGCAGGUUCCUUCUGAGGUGAUCUUACUGAACGCAAUAGUGUUACCAGACAAAUCACUCAGUGGAAGCUGCAAGAACCAAAUCAUCCUCUAGUGUUACCAUGGCAAUCUCCCAGAAUGCACUGCCGAGAUCAUUCCGUCAUGCUACUUUUGUUCCAUCAUAUCUUUCUUUGAAGUUUUUGAACAAUUUCAUUCUAAAUGAAUUUGUGUUUUGUACAUGUAGAUAGUGAUUUAUUUAAAUCUACAUGUUUAACUUAUCUCAUUAUAUAUCCAUUUUCCUACAUUGCUUUGCUAUGAGAAUAUGUUCAUAAAUAUUUACAAAGUAUUUUGGGGACAUUUCUUUACAGAGAAGACUGUUUAUAUACAUGGCAUAUUUUGUAUGUUACUCUGUGGUGAUUCAUUGCAUCAGAUACUUUUUGAGUGCUUAUUUAUAUUUUAUGGAUCUAAUGUAAGAAGUAUCCCAUAAUCGUAUACACUUGAACCAUAUUUUUUAUGAAUUCCAUGCAUUAGUAUCAUUAAACUUGAGUAUGAUGAAGGAAA